UGCCCCGCCCCGCGCCGUGUCGCCGCUCUCGGUCCAGAGACCUCCGCUGGGGCCGCGCCACCGAUGGUGCUACCUGGGAGAGCAAUGGCCACUUUCCGCUUGGCCCUCAUCCAGCUUCAGGUUUCUUCCAUCAAAUCAGACAACGUCACUCGAGCCUGUGGCCUCAUCCGGGAGGCAGCAACACAAGGAGCCCAAAUCGUUUCUCUGCCAGAAUGCUUUAAUUCUCCAUAUGGCACGAAAUAUUUUCCUGAAUACGCUGAGAAAAUUCCUGGUGAAUCCACACAGAAGCUUUCUGAAGUAGCAAAGGAGUGCAGCGUAUAUCUCAUUGGAGGUUCCAUUCCUGAAGAGGAUGCUGGGAAAUUAUAUAACACCUGUGCCGUGUUUGGGCCUGAUGGCACUUUACUGGUAAAGUACAGAAAGGUAAGCAGGGAAUGUUGCAAGUCUCAUCACCUCUUGAGAAUUUGCUCUAAUGUUCCAUAGUCUCUCUCAUCAUAUUGCACACACAUGGGGCGUUAGAUGAAUU
Messenger RNA from Leptonychotes weddellii (Weddell seal), 523 nucleotides. The record is from RefSeq and is a predicted model, not a curated record. Lineage: Eukaryota; Metazoa; Chordata; Mammalia; Carnivora; Phocidae.